Messenger RNA from Clonostachys byssicola, 213 nucleotides. Lineage: Eukaryota; Fungi; Ascomycota; Sordariomycetes; Hypocreales; Bionectriaceae. The record is from the annotation of a GenBank genome assembly.
AUGUCUGCCCCAUCUCCGAACAGUGCUCAGUUCCAGGUUCCCCUGCCCACCGCCACCGGCCUCAACGCUCCUGCUGGCCAGAUCGUCAAGGGCGCCGAGGACAACGGCAAGCUCAAGGAUGCCGCUCUCCUACUCGGCAUCAAGCUCGACCUCGAGGCCGAGGUUCACUUGACUGCCCGUGUCAAGGGUGACGUCGUUGUUGGUCUUUACUAG